Molecule: messenger RNA, 6403 nt
Organism: Pectinophora gossypiella (pink bollworm)
Lineage: Eukaryota; Metazoa; Arthropoda; Insecta; Lepidoptera; Gelechiidae
Gene: egg
Product: histone-lysine N-methyltransferase eggless-like
Exons: 32
Coding region: 230-6403 (2057 amino acids)
Biological process (GO): negative regulation of gene expression; heterochromatin organization
Cellular component (GO): nucleus
Molecular function (GO): histone H3K9 methyltransferase activity; DNA binding; zinc ion binding
Source: RefSeq, a predicted model, not a curated record
GACUGCAUUCGAUUGUCGGUAUUGGUUGCACAUUUUUAGCGUAUUUUUCUUUAAAUAACUACGUUUUUUACUUCGGAGUGGAAGCGAGAUAAAGUAAAAAAUGGAGAGGAAAAUGCGUGUUCGAUAAAACUUGUACUUUUCAACCAUUGCACUGUCAACGUUUACGAUAUCAUUUUUGCAAUAAGAUAUAUUUGUUUACUCGAUCUGAUUUAGGAAGUUUAUUCGCAAAAUGAGUGCUACAGAUAGUAAAGAGGAUCUUCCUUCUAAAGCGGAUGAUAUGGAAUUAAAUAGUGUCUCUAAUCAUGCGGCAAUGCCAAGUUCUAUCGAGCCCACUUUAGACGGUAAUGUUGACCAUCUACCGCCAUCCAAGGAAGCUCCUUCCGAUCCUCACGACACUCCGAAGAAUGUUAAUGAAGAAUCAGAUAAGAAUGUUGAAGAAACUGCUACCAUAUUGGAGAAAAUUGAAGAAAUUGGUGCGGGUGAUCAUAACAUUGAUGAAAAUCUCAGUCCAAUCGAAAGUGACGAAUCUGAAACUCCUAGCCCUGCUUCUAGCUCUGCAGAAGUUUCGAAAGAGCCUUCAGAGCCAUUAAAACCAAGCUCUGUAGAAGACGUAGACAGUGAAACCCAAGACGAUGAUCUAGUUUUAAAAUGGGAUGAUGAUGAUGAUGAAGAUCCUAUCACACUCCACCCUGAUAGAUGUGAAGAAAAAGUUUCUGAAGAAGCUGUAAAAGAAACCACAAAUAACGUAGAGAAAGAGCUGUUAGAUGAAAUAGAUGCACAGAUUGCCGAUUUGGAUAAAAAUUCACAGGAAAACAAAAAAGAUGGUAGCAUAACUGAAAUUGACCUCUGUAAGUCAGAUGAUGAAUGUGAAAAAGUAGGUAAUAGUUCUGUGACAAACAUAGAAGAACCUAUUCCAUCAACGGAUAAUGAUGAACAAUAUUCUAAAGAACAAACUACUGUUGAAGAAAGCAGUAAGAUUGUUAAUAUAGAUAUUGAUAGUGAUAAUAAUGCAACUCAUACAACAUCAGCCAGUCAGAAUAUUCAAACCAAAUCGCAAGAGGAAUUCGAAACAGAAUUACUCAACAAUCCUUCUGAAAAAGAAGAAGACCUUGUUGCUCCUAUGCACGAUAAUAACUCAGAACUUCUUAAUGAUUCGGAUGAGAUUAUUCAAUUAUUAAGUCCAGAAGCUGAAUCCAAAGAUGCUCCACAUAGCGCAACUGAUGGUGAAGAUGUCCUGCUUGGCAUAGAAGAUAAUAACACUCAAAUAGUAGAAAAAAAGGGUGGUAAAGCAAAAGAGGAAGUUACUACAGAAGGUAUGGAUGUAGAUACUAGUACUCCAAAAGACAUAGAAACUAAUCAAAUUCAAGAAGAAAAUGUACCAACAGUAUCUACAAUAACAAUUACCGACAGUGACAAAUCUAUUAUGGAAGUAGAUGACAUCCCAUUAGACACUACUCAAGAAGAAGAGCUACUAGAACAGGAUACUUCUACUGAUAUAGAACCUAGGGACCAUGGCUUGAAAGGAACGGAUGCUAUGAUAGAGAUACCCACACAAGAACUGAUUAAUUUGAGUAAUUUAUCUGACUCUUCAAGUAUUUCUGUAACUGAUGUUAGUGCAACUGAACCAAUCCCAGAAGAAUCAUCAAAAGAAGAACCUACAGAUGCACAGAAAGCCACUACAGCAGAAGAUUCUGUAACAAUAACCGUUGAAGCUAAAGAAACAGGUACUUCUCUAAAGCGAGACAAUGAACUUAAAAGUGCCUUUAGAACACUUGUAGAUCCAGCAGGUACUGCUGAAGAUGAACUUCUAGAAGAUAAUGGUACAGAAGAUAAAACUAUUCAAGAUAACAUAACAGAAGGUGAUAAUCAACAAGAAAAGGCUGAAGAUGAGAUGGCAGAAGUUGAUAAUAGAGAAGAUAAGACUGUUGUAGAUAAUACAGAAGAUGAGAUACAUACAGAACAUGUUGCAGUUGAAGUUUUUCAUCCGAAAAUAAGAGUUAAGAGUUUAUCCUCAAUGCUAAAUGAGCCUAGCAAAUCAUUUGAAGCUGUUGAAAGUGCUAAAAAGGGUGUACGUGAGAAAAGGAUUAGUAUAGAAAUAACUAGUGCAGAAGGAUCAAUUGUGAUAGGUCCUAGUGUGGCUAAAGAUGAUAAUAUUCCUUCUGAAGACAGUGUUAUGUUGGAUGACGCCAAACCAUCAACAUCUCAGAUGGCACCAGAUUCCUCGGAGGACGUAGGGGAAGCAACAGACAGCCUCGGUCUGCUGGCCGAGUCAUCCAGGGUCAGAGAUGAUGAUGAAGAACAGGAGACGUCUGAGCAUGAUGAUGAUGAUGAUGACUUUGAUCCUGAUGAUGAGAGCAGCAACCAAAUGGCAGCAGACCAAUCCGAAGACUCGGCUCAACAUUCAGAAGUAGACAUGCCAAAAUCCCAUCCCGCCACAGAAGGCACUCAGGACUCAAAUAACGCCCAAGACGUACCUGUCACUGACUCAAUUACAGUUAAAGACACUCUGACUCAUGACUCAGAUGCAGAUAAUAAUCUAACCGCAACAAAUCAGGACUCGAAUGAGUCUGCAGCUCCUGCAGAAGUCAAUGUAACUGAAGGGUUAGAAAAUGUUCAGAUUAAAGAUAUAGAAACUUCAACUCAAAUUGAGUCAAAUGAGAACGAAAUGAGUUUUGAGAUUGGAAAUGCUGCAAAUGAAGAAAAAGAGAAUGAUGGAGAAAUUGAUAUUGAUGAUGAUAUUGUUUGUGAAGAGGUGGAAGUGACAACAGAAAAUAUUGGUGAUGAUGUCAUGGGUCAAACAGUGUCAACGGGUCUUCCGGAAACAGAGAAGGUGGUGGAGGUACCACAAUCAUCAGAUCAGCCAAUGGAGGUGGACACGGUUAAGAUAUUAGACAAUUCUGACGAGGAGGUCCCUCCGCGGAGUAGCAAGGACUCUGCUAGUGACCUCACGAAGGAAUCUCCAACCCAACCGACCAAGCCAGACGCCCAGCAGUCUCCGUCCAAGUUGAAAAAGCUGGAGAUUGCCAAGCCGAGACACGUCGUCAACAUCGUCGACUUGGAGGAGAGUUCGUCGGAAGACGAUAUCCAGUUUCAGGUGGUUCAGAAACCCCCGUCCACUCCGGAGUCAAAGGUCGCACCACCGGAGGCAUCCAAUCAGAUAAAGGUGACGUCAUCUGGUACCCCUGAGGCUAACGCCGCGCCUAAGACGACGCCUGUUACUGCUAAAUGUCCGAGCACUUCGGAAGCGACCGAAGCAGCCACACAGCCUGCUCCGUUGACAGACAAGAAAAGCUAUAAAGAUGGCGCCGUCGCAACGACCAGUCUAGAAGUGUUCAACUUAGACUCUGACGAGGAGGAAACUGCUGCUAAGGCUCCAACCCCGCCACCACCAGCGAAGGAUAAGCCUCCAUUGAAAUGUAUCAAUAAUUCCUGCGCAAGCGACGCUUCAGAGCCGUUGCACAGGGCUGACUGUUCCACAAUAGCAUACUACAACAGUAACACCAAGAAGAACUGUGUUGUGUGCGGGCCGUGCGCGUACGCAGUGUGCGAGAGGGCGCAGAGGCUAGUGGAGGGCAUAAAGAACCUAACUCCGCUGCUGGAGUUGGAGAUGGGGCGCUCGAGCCAGGAGUUGGUGGAGAUCUCCGACUCGGAGUCUGAAGAUGAAGUGGAGUUUGACGACGAGAAGAGUGACGGCAUCGGGGAGGAGAAGGCCAGAAUGUUGGAGCGCCAGCUAGCGGACAUGAUAAACGCAACUUGGGCAAAGUUCAAGAUGGAUGCUCGCCUCAAGGAGACGGAGGCCCAGCUGGCACUAGACCUCGACAAACUGGAGAAGGAGAGCGAGGAAGUGGAUAAAAUGCUGAAUGAGUGCCAACUGGCGACGGACCAGCUCCGCUGCGAACUGUACACCACCUUCGAGUCUGAGAGGCAGGAGCUACAAGCUAUCAACAUAGUUGACACGCCUGAUGCUUCGUAUUCCGUUCUGGAGCCGUUCGAGAAAGCCAUAUCUGAUUCGAUCCAGCCAAAGCGACGGCUGUCUUCGGCGUGUGAGAUCGCUGCCAAGCGCCCCGCCAUACCGCCUGCGGCCACAGAUGACAAACCGGAUUCACACACCAAGGCUGAGGAGACCAAGGCUAUACCACUUCCAGAUAGUUCAAAGGAUGAUGAUAAGGACGUAUCAGUAGUGAAGCUGUCAGCUGAGGCGGCGCCCGCGUCGCUUCCCCCGCCGGGCGAGCUCCAGCGCCCGCCUGUCCACCCCGGUAUGACUGUGUUCGCGAUGAAGAACGCCUUCGGCUCCUGGUUGAAGGCUAAGAUCGUCGAGUGCACGCCCAAAGGGGGUGGACAACAAUUCACGAUGUGUCGCGUGAGGUUCGACGGCAAGUCUGCGCGUAGCUUGUACAAGAUGUUGCCGGCUCGCUGCCUCGCGUACUCUGACCCCGCCAACGCUCGGAUGACCAUAGGUACUCGCGUGAUAGCUCUGUUCAAGGAAGUGUCUGCGGAGAAGAUGAUGAAGAGGGAGUCAUUCUACUCCGGCAUCGUCGCAGAGGUGCCCAACCCUGUCAACAAAUACAGGUACCUGGUGUUCUUCGACGAUGGCUACGCUCAGUAUGUGCAGCACGCGGACACGCGGCUGGUGUGCGAGUUCUCCACGCUGGUCUGGGAGGAGGUGCAUCCAUUUUCCCGGGAGUUCGUCCGGGAGUACCUGCUGGCGUACCCGGAGCGGCCCAUGGUGCGCCUGCACACCGGCCAGAGCCUCAAGACCGAGUGGAACGGCAAGUGGUGGGUGUCGCAAGUGGUCCAGGUGGACGCGUCGCUGGUCCAGGUGUACUUCGAGCAGGACAAGCGCACCGAGUGGAUCUACCGAGGGUCCACGCGCCUGGCCCCGCUCUACUUGGAGCUGCAGGCGGCUGAGAAGCACCGCGCCCGCCCCAUGCCGCGCAACAGGAUGCAGACCAGGGUGAACAUGCCAUAUGUGGAGUACACGAGGUCAGAUGAACCAGAAACGGCGAAGGCUGAAUCACAGAUCAAGGAACAACAAGAGGAGAUCCGUCGUCAGCGCGCUGUGGCCAAGAAGUCCACCACCGCGACUGCGCCGCCUCCCCCCGCCGCCAACCUCGACGGACUCACCAGUCGAGUUGUGUAUUACACACCAAAGAACGCGGUGCGCCCUCACAAGAUGGUCCCUCAUACGUGCACUCCGGCCUGCAAGAGGAACGACGUACUAGCCCUCUCUGAACUGAGGACCUACAACCCACUCGCCAAGCCCCUUCUGAGUGCCUGGGAGAGACAAAUAGUCCGCUUCAAGGGCCACAAGGAGGUGAUGUACCGCGCGCCGUGCGGGCGGCGCCUGCGCAGCAUGCAAGAGCUGCACCGCUACCUGCGCGCCGUGCACUCCGACAUGGGCGUCGACCUCUUCGACUUCGGGCCCAACACGCACUGCCUGGCCGAGUUCGUGCUCAACAAGUGCAUCGUUGGCAAGAAGGAUCUCUCCCAUGGCAAGGAGAAUGUGCCAGUCCCCUGCGUGAACUAUUACGAUGACUCCCUGCCGGAGUUCUGCUCGUACAACACAGAGCGGACGCCUACGGCUGGGGUGCCGCUCAACCUCGACCCGGAGUUCCUGUGCGGCUGCGACUGCAUCGAUGACUGCCAGGAUAAAACAAAGUGUGCCUGUUGGAAGAUGACGCUAGAGGGCGCUCGCACCAUCGGACUAGAAGGACCUAACGUCGGAUACUCAUACAAACGCCUGCCCGAGCCACUGCCUUCAGGUAUCUACGAGUGCAACUCUAGGUGUAAAUGCAAGUCGACGUGUCUCAAUAGGGUCGCGCAGCACCCGUUACAACUCAAAUUACAGGUAUUCAAAACAGUGAACCGCGGGUGGGGAAUCCGCGCUCUCAACGACGUGCCUAAAGGCGCCUUCCUCUGCAUCUACGCUGGGAACCUGCUCACAGACGCCACUGCCAACCUGGACGGUUUGAACGAAGGCGACGAGUAUCUAGCUGAAUUGGACUACAUAGAGGUGGUGGAGCAGAUGAAGGAGGGGUACGAAGAUGAUAUACCCGAACAGGACAAGAAGCUGGACAAGAAGGAGCUAGGUAAGAAAACGGAGACAGAAUCUGAACCGACCACAGAGGAGGAGGAAGACGGGCCUUCCAAGGAUGAGAAGGAUGACUUCGACUUCAGGCCCGUGGGGUACGUGGAGCCAGGACCCACUGCCUUCAGCAAACGCCUGCGCAAACGCGAGAAGGCGAAGAUCAAGAAGGAAAAAGAAGAACAGCAGAAGAAGGACGCGAAGGAGAAUGCAGAAGAUGACUGCAUCACCAUCAGUGACGAUGAAGAAUUACGAGAGCCCGCUAGAUUCGCAGCGCAAGCUGGUAUGGGCGCUGAAUUUGUCUCCAAAUACAGGUAA